Messenger RNA from Puccinia triticina, 1155 nucleotides. RefSeq lists its product as uncharacterized. Lineage: Eukaryota; Fungi; Basidiomycota; Pucciniomycetes; Pucciniales; Pucciniaceae. The transcript has 5 exons. The record is from RefSeq and is a predicted model, not a curated record. The coding region runs from base 1 to 1155 and encodes 384 amino acids.
AUGUCGCGGCUCACACCCCAGCACCUCUCGCUACUCCGGUCCUACCUACGCCAUCUAAGCCAGUUCCCAGACCCGAUUACACGGGCUUAUCUCUUGAACUUACUGCAUCAGCGAUGUCGAAGACCUCAUGGUUCAGAUCCUCAAAGAGUCCAGAAACGAAUCGAGAAAACUCGACAUUUUAUUGAAAGUGUUCGACUAAAGAUAGCUGCUGCAAACUCGGGCCAUGUGAACGUAUACGAGACCUUGUUGAAAGAAGCGUUUGCCCGAGUUGGUGAGAGGCGGAAGGAAUUCCUGCAACCAUAUUUGGAAUUGGUUCCAGGGAUCACCAAGGAACAACUGCCAUACCCCUCGUCGGAGUUCCCUACCUAUUCGCCAGCCUUGGUGGCUCUACUGAGCAGCCCAGAUGUAUAUCCCGGACGAGGGCGACCGUCGAUUGAAGACCUUCAAUCGAUCCCCCCAGGCACGCUGAUCACCAAUACCUGGUCUGACCUUCCACCCGAGCUCCAAUCGCCCACACCACCCAAAGCAGCACACAUGGGAAUGCUGCAUGAGGCCAGGCAGAUCAACAAACGGCGCUGGCUACGCGACCGUUGGCUGGCUGGUCUCAUCGGCCCGCCUCUCGCGGUACCCCCUGAACUCGAAACCUCACUGCCUCCCAAGAUCCUCGAACAAUCCCGGAAAAUGCUCUCCGAGUUGAAGAGCAGAGCCGCCGAUGUCGGUCCGGCUGGUUCGCCUCGCUUUUCCACCGGCCUGCCAAAACCGGAACCUACUUCGGCUGAGACACCCAAAACUCUUCCUGUACCUCUUAUCAGGAUCCCCGCUCAGAUCCCUAAAUCGCAUCCCCUGAGCCCGACUCCAGUGAAAGUAGAAUACGAUCCACUUAGUGACCUCUUACCCAAAAGACAGCAGCACCCCAUUCCGGGGCCUCCGCCUUUGGACCUCUCCCGGGGCCCACGAAACCUGACCAAACGGUUCGUCAGACGUCGCUACCAGAACGUCUUCGAUGGCCAAUCCGUCGAUCGCAAUUGGAUUACUCCUUCUCCCUCCUGCGAUGGGGAUCGUCAUCCAUCGUAUUCGGUCAAAAUGGCCGGCGAUCGUCUCGGGUCGAUCAACUUUCACGACAUGAGCGACGAAGAUUUGGACUGGAUGCCUUGA